Messenger RNA from Mytilus californianus (California mussel), 2782 nucleotides. Its product is annotated as potassium voltage-gated channel subfamily A member 1-like. The coding region runs from base 42 to 1385 and encodes 447 amino acids. Gene Ontology annotation, biological process: potassium ion transmembrane transport; protein homooligomerization. Gene Ontology annotation, cellular component: membrane; voltage-gated potassium channel complex. Lineage: Eukaryota; Metazoa; Mollusca; Bivalvia; Mytilida; Mytilidae. Gene Ontology annotation, molecular function: delayed rectifier potassium channel activity. The transcript has a single exon. The record is from RefSeq and is a predicted model, not a curated record.
AGGACAAUUUGUAUAAUAUUUUACUAUUUUUUUUUGGAAUUAUGCAUGUAAUAACAGCACAAAAUACAAAUAAUGACAAACGAUUCCUUUCUUCUGGAAAUCAUUAUACAAGUAACCAUGUUGAAGACGACAAUAACGGUAAUGAAUCAGACUCAGACGAAGCCUCACAAGACGACAUCAACGAUUUGACACAUCAUUUUUUGUUGGAAUGUGACGAACAUAUUUGUUCCAAAGAAACUUGUAAAAGGAUUACCCUAAAUGUAAGCGGCCUAAGAUUUGAGACACAAGUUCGAACACUUAAACGACUGCCAGAUACAUUACUUGGCAACGAUGAAAAACGCAAAAAAUUUUGGGAUCCAAACAGAGGUGAAUAUUUUUUCGACAGACAUCGACCUAGUUUCCCUGCUAUCUUGUUCUUCUACCAAAGUGGUGGUAGACUUGUUAGGCCUAUGGAAGUUCCUACGGAUGUCUUUCUCGGGGAAAUACAGUUUUUUGAAAUGGGGAGAAGUGUAAUAAAUUCUUAUAUGAAAGCCGAAGGAUUCAUAACGGAGACUGAAAACCAUGUUAUGCCAAAAGGCAGCCUGAGUAAAAAAGUAUGGGAAUUUCUUGAGUAUCCAGAAACAUCAGUUGCUGCUAAAAUCUUUGCAGGUGUCAGUGUAACAUUUAUUGUGUUAUCUACUGUAUCUUUUUGCGUUGAAACAUUACCAAAGUAUAAACAUGUUGGUUGUAUAAAUGUCACAACGUUGGAUUCCAAUGGAGUAAAGUCGAAAAAGUUAGUUCCUAAUUUUGGCCACCCACUUUCAGUCAUCGAAUCUGUAGUUAUAGCUUGGUUUGUAUUAGAACUGAUACUCCGUUUCAUCUUUUGUCCCUCGCGUAUUGCUUUUCUAAAGAAUCUUAUAAACUGGAUUGAUGUUGCAGCCAUCUUACCAUACUUUGUAUAUCUAUUCAUGUAUGCUGCUUCCGGGAAAUGUAAGGGCGAACAGGAUACAAUGGCGGUAUUGCGUGUUCUUCGUGUUACCAGAAUUCUUAAACUGAGCAAACAUUCGGAAGGACUUCGGAUCUUAGGAAAAACUUUAAAAACAAGUAUGAAAGAAUUAUUUAUGUUUGUACUGUUUUUAGGGAUUGGAGUUAUUAUAUUUUCCGGUGCGAUGUUUUAUGCAGAAGAAUCUAUUGAAAAUACACAAUUCACAAGCAUUCCUGCUACAUUUUGGUGGGCAGUCGUUUCUAUGACAACGGUUGGUUAUGGAGACAUGUAUCCAGAAGGCGUUCUAGGAAAGCUUGUCGGAAGUAUGACUGUGCUGAUGGGACUUCUAGCAAUUGCACUCCCAGUACCUGUUAUUGUUACAAAUUUUAAUAACUUUUACCGAUCUGCUAAAAAUAAUUAGUGAGCUUAUUUUUACAAAAUAGAGAAAGUAUGAUACGGUAACUAUUUUAGCCAUUGAAUUCGUCUAAACAAAAGUAUUAUAAGUCUAUCAAAUAUCAUCCGAUGUUCACAAUUAGUAUUUCAAAAGUUAGUAUUUUAGUUUUUGACAUUAAAAGUAGUGUGAAUCUUAUAAUGAUGUAUUCCCCUUUUAAAAACUCAAUAUCAUAAAUAUUUGACUGAGACAUGAAAAGUUAUAUAGGAAUAGAAUUUACGUACAUGCAGAGUAAUUCUUUGUUCGAUUGUUUUUUUUUUAAUAAACAAACAACUUAGAAUAAAGCAUCCCCUUUUUUUAAAGAUAGAACAUUUCACUACAAACAAUGUAGUUUUAGAAAUUUAUCCCUAUAUACCAUCGAUUUUUGUAACUUUGUAAUAUUCCCAAUUCUGAACUGCUGGAUUUGCUAAGAAUUGCUUAUAGAUUGUGUCCAAACCAUGCAAACCAUUUAAUCAUAGUACUUCUAAGAUAAUUUUAAUAACAAUUAUUUAACAGCACAAAUACAUGAGAAAUAGUGGAGAUACAACACUACAAAAAUAUUUUUCUCUUAACUAACUAAAUUGUGGAGAUAGAACCGUGUAGUUCUGACAAAAACUCGUAGAGUGUAGAAAUAUCGUAUUAUAGUUGUAUAGGGAGAUAGACCAUUGCACUUGGAUCUCAAAUAUAUAGUUUUCUCCAUUUUUAUCAAAAGUAAACAUAAAACAUUAUAAGAUUCACACGACGAAAAUGUGUCUUAGGCCCACAAGAUCUUAAAAUUAUUUACAACUGAUAUAAACAAAAACCUUCCAAAAAAGAAAUUUUGCUGCACGAUGUCCUGUAGAGAGAUGUUUAUAUGGAUAAAACACCAUUUUUGAUAAGGCUGUAAAAUGACCAUUUUAGCGCAAACAUGUCACAUUCGUCGUUUAGGUAUCACAACUAAGGUUUUUUCAUAAAUAUGUCCAGGUUAUAUCCUCGUUUCAAUAUAUACAAGAUUGAAGAAUUUUACUAUUUUUGCAAUUUCAGGGGUUAAAUGACGACUCUUACCUCCUUCCUUGAAUUUCGUAUACAACUUUAUUUUUAAUUAUGCAAUCGUUUUUGAAAUAGCUCAUAGCUCAACCAGUCCUUAAAUUAUAGAGACUUUCUGUAAUUUCUUAAUUAACAAAAAAUGUAACUUCUCCAUGUACUUAUUUUAUAUUCAUGGAAUUAGUAUCUUUUUACCCCAGAAUUUCAUAUUUGCAAAAACUCACGAAAAAUACACGAAUACUUAUCCAUUUUCUUCUUGUGUACAUUUGCAGUCUAAUAUCUUACAAGAAAAAAAGACAGUUUAUGGAAUUGGGUUUAUUGUUAAUAUUGUUUAUCAUAUAAUGAUAAUAAUAAAAAAAAGUACA